This is a messenger RNA of Necator americanus (New World hookworm), 354 nucleotides long. RefSeq lists its product as uncharacterized. The transcript is spliced from 4 exons. Bases 1 to 354 code for a protein of 117 amino acids. Lineage: Eukaryota; Metazoa; Nematoda; Chromadorea; Rhabditida; Ancylostomatidae. The record is from RefSeq and is a predicted model, not a curated record.
AUGAAGAAGAAUCGGAAUGGUACUGUCAUGACAUCUACGCGUAUUGUGUUGUUAGCCGAAGAAGCUGAACAAAACUCGUUGAACUAUUCGGAAGUAGCAACUCGAUUAUGUCAUAGCAACGAGAUCUACAAGGAUCUAGCUACGGAGAUUACUACUACGAUAAUGUUUAAGCGUUUGCAUAUAAAGCUGGAGGCGAUUCGACAGUGUCAAUUCCGCUAUGACGUACCUCCGACCUAUGCAUCGCAAGCACCUCUACACUACUACGAGGAGGCUGUUAAAGUGCAAGUGCCACUCCUACUGGAAGACGAUGAAAAGCAGAUGGAUUCAUUCGAUGCUCACCUCCAUUCUGUAUAA